UAUAACCAUCACAUUGGUUCUCCCCAUUUGACAUUGAAACAAAGCAUCGGAACUCGCUCGACUCGAGCCCGAUCACUUUUCCCGUACAAGUCCAAUGGGUUCGAUCUCUUCCCAGCGACGAUCGGCAUCACCAUCACCACCACCCGUGUUCAAUUCUCCUCGAUAUCGAGUGAUCGCCGCGUUCUGUCCUAAAGAGGCAGGGCCUAGUACUAAUGUUUUCAACUGUAUACAAUGUUACAACCCUUGUAAUAAUACAUGGGAACAUGUUAGCUUCAUUCCCAACCUACGUGAAAACCAUGUCUUAAAGGGUUUUGUGAUGGUUUCACUCGGAGAAUCUGUUUAUGUUAUCGGUGGCAGGUUAUGGAACAAGCGAAAACCUCGGGAUUCGAAUGAGAUUCCUGAUGUUGAUGUAGAAGUGUCAGCAUUAGUGCUCCGAUACAACGUUCGGUGGAACAAAUGGUCGAAAUGUGCGUCGUUAGGGACGCCACGGUAUGAUUUUGCGUGUUGUGUUUGUAACGAUAAAAUUUACGUCGCGGGUGGAAAAUCCGGUUUGAAUAGCACUCGAGGAAUGACAUCGGCCGAGGUUUAUGAUCCGGUUACCGGUCGAUGGACCGACUUGCCUAGUAUGAGUUCGUUGAGGUACAAAUGUGUAGGGGUAACAUGGCAAGGCCAAAUCUACGUAGUGGGUGGUUUCGCCGAAAAAGACGAUUAUGUCCCCAACAUGCUGACGUUCUCGCCGCAGCGGUGCUCCGCCGAGUUGUUCCACGUCGGAGCGGAGAAAUGGGACCUCGAGGCUGGGAUGUGGCAAUUGGACGUACCGCCGAAUCAAAUCGUCGACGUAGACGGCAAAUUGUUUAGCUCCGGCGAUUGCCUUAACCCAUGGAAAGGACACAUCGAAGCUUACGACGAGAACCUCAACAUGUGGACCGAAGUCGACGGGUCACGUUUCAAUCCGCCGAUCUCGGCCAUGGAACGGCUUUACUUAACAAUGGCGCCGAUCGGGACACAGUUAUAUUUCUUCGCGGGGUAUCGGAAGGCUGAGGAACCGACGAAAACACUGUCGGUGGUUUAUGUAUUCGAUACGUUGGCCACCGUCGAUGCAUGGCGGAGCUUAGAGCCAACGGAGGAAGAAGGGGAAAAUGAGCUUUGCAGCCAUUGUUGCGUGGUUCAGCUCUGAUAACAAGGAUAACUGAUAAAAAAAAAAGUUUUAUUCGUAAAUUGGCCCAUGCGCUAUACUAGAAUUCUCAAAUA
Messenger RNA from Gossypium raimondii (Peruvian cotton), 1251 nucleotides. RefSeq lists its product as uncharacterized. Gene Ontology annotation, molecular function: protein binding. The record is from RefSeq and is a predicted model, not a curated record. The transcript has a single exon. Lineage: Eukaryota; Viridiplantae; Streptophyta; Magnoliopsida; Malvales; Malvaceae. Bases 95 to 1177 code for a protein of 360 amino acids.